This is a messenger RNA of Hemibagrus wyckioides, 2185 nucleotides long. RefSeq lists its product as uncharacterized. Lineage: Eukaryota; Metazoa; Chordata; Actinopteri; Siluriformes; Bagridae. The record is from RefSeq and is a predicted model, not a curated record. The transcript is spliced from 3 exons. The coding region runs from base 118 to 750 and encodes 210 amino acids.
UUUCAGCUCCAGGUUAAAAGGAAUGAAAAGUGAAUGUGAAGAUCGGUUGUAGUGGCUGUAAUAAUAGUGGCUGUCCUCGUUUACGUGUUUAAUAGAGUAACUUUAUUCCCCGCUACAAUGGCGAUUGUUUUUCAACUGCGUGUUGUAGAUUUUUUUUACAAGAAAAAAUUAACGGUCAGUGUUUAUUUUGGAAGUGAAGAUCAUGAAGAAUGUUCUAAGAUCAAGGACGUUCGCGGUGAAAUCACUGGACGUCUGUCUAAAAUCGUGAACAUUAUCAGUCAGAGUAAGGAGGAGGACAGCGAUGCCAAGGUGGUCUUCUGUCCGAUCGUGUCUCGCGCAGGAACCGACAUUGAAGCGACUCUCUCUCACCUCCGAGAUGAUAAGCCCACCAUCGUGUUUGUACUUCACCACACCUUCACCACCGACUACAGUGCACCACGUAGCAGCAGGUAUGAAAAGAAGAAUUUGAUAAUGGUGGACAUCUUGUUCCAUGAGGAUUUGGGACUGCUGAACUGUUCAAAGAAUGAUGCAGCACUCAGCAAAGCAAGUACUUACCUGAAGCACUAUGCCAAACUUCAGUAUGAAGUAAAUACAACGCGUGUCAUUUUGUGUGCAGUUGGAAUAUUGGUUUCCCACAAAGUAGGGCUCAUACUCUUGUUCAGAUACUUGACACGGCGGUUUUUUAACUGUCUCAAAGAUUGGUUCAGGCCCAAGAGUGAAGUUCAUAUAGAGAUUUGGAACAUGGAUUAGCAUGUACUACAGUGUAUUUGUUUCAGUGUAAUUUAUAAUUAAUAACACAUUUUGUUUCUCAAAACAAUAGCUUAUUCCAAGUCUGAAUUUGCCAAGUGUGAACAAUAUGCUGUAAUAUAUCCAUAAAAAUGAACAAAAUUUUUUUUUCUGUAUUUGUGCUUGGUGUUUGUGUUUACAGUGUUGAUGGAAUAGUUUAGAUACAAGAUCAAGAAGGAUAAAUGCAGAGGGAGUUUAGUUGCUUUAUAGUGCAUGAAGAUUGAUCCUACCACAAUAAUGCUUAACAAUAAUGGGAUUCCUGGUUUCCUCCACCCAUGCAAAAACAGGCCAGUAGACAGAAUGGUUAAGAGAAAUUGCCCCUGAUUUAAAUAACUUAAAAUGUAAUAACUUUAGCAGUCAAUCACUAGUUAUAAAAUUUACCAAUUAAUCAAUGAAAUAUAAAAUUGUCUAAAUGAGACACUUUAGUUUAGUUAACUCAAUAUAGUUUUAGGUUUAGUUAACUCAAUAUAUAUAUAUAUAUAUAUAUGUUCCAAUCACUUCCAUGGCCACAGGUGUAUAAAAUCAAGCACCUAGGCAUGCAGACUGUUUUUACAAACAUUUGUGAAAGAAUGGGUCGCUCUCAGGAGCUCAGUGAAUUCCAGCGUGGAACUGUGAUAGGAUGCCACCUGUGCAACAAAUCCAGUCGUGAAAUUUCCUCGCUCCUAAAUAUUCCACAGUCAACUGUCAGCUGUAUUAUAAGAACGUGGAAGUGUUUGGGAACGACAGCAACUCAGCCACGAAGUGGUAGGCCACGUAAACUGACGGAGCGGGGUCAGCGGAUGCUGAGGCGCAUAGUGCGAAGAGGUCGCCAACUUUCUGCAGAGUCAAUCGCUACAGACCUCCAAACUUCAUGUGGCCUUCAGAUUAGCUCAAGAACAGUGCGCAGAGAGCUUCAUGGAAUGGGUUUCCAUGGCCGAGCAGCUGCAUCCAAGCCAUACAUCACCAAGUGCAAUGCAAAGUGUCGGAUGCAGUGGUGUAAAGCACGCAGCCACUGGACUCUAGAGCAGUGGAGACACGUUCUCUGGAGUGACGAAUCACGCUUCUCCAUCUGGCAAUCUGAUGGACGAGUCUGGGUUUGGCGGUUGCCAGGAGAACACACGCCUAAACCUUGUGGACAGCCUUCCCAGAAGAGUUGAAGCUGUUAUAGCUGCAAAGGGUGGACCGACGUCAUAUUGAACCCUAUGGAUUAGGAAUGGGAUGUCACUUAAGUUCAUAUGCGAGUCAAGGCAGGUGAGCGAAUACUUUUUCAAUAUAGUGUAUAUAUAUAUAUAUAUAUAUAUAUAAAUACAAGUGUAUUCUUGUAUUCUUCUGUACUCUGGAACUCUGUAAUCUGUGUCCUGUAUUACUGCCUUGCUGAGUGAAUAUUAAUAAAUUGUUAAAGCAUGAGUGUGUGGAUUUU